GCUGUGCAACGCGGGCUUUCAUGUCGUGAGCCGUGCAUGCUCUAGCUUCCCAGCCCAUCUCCCCACCCCACUGCAUCAUCUGGAUCGCUGGUUGCGCCGCUGUGUAAGGGACUAGAAAGACAAUGGCACCACUCGCGAAUCGGGUCCUCCCUGCCACCGCUGCGUGACGUCCCUGCGCGUGUCUGCGUCCCUUGGUCCCUGUCCCCCCCGAAAGUGUGGCCGGCCGCCGCCAUGAUCAGACCCGAGAACGCGAAUGCCGCGCCGAGCCAGCAGCAAACCCAGGACCUGAACCUGAAGCCGCUGGAGCGCUCGUCUUGGAAGGCCGAAGCCAUCCGCCGCGGCCGCCUCAAGAUUAGCGGGCCCAUCCCGCGCACCACCGAUGAGGACGACGAGGAGCUGGCGGCCAAACGCAACACCGACCCCUUCCCCCAGCGCGCUGAUUCUUUGUCUGCUGCACAACGCCUCCUGCAUAAGAAGAGCCUCCAUGCCGAUCGUGAUCGGGACGACACUGCGCCUGCGUCCGACGUGCAGCAGCAGGACACGGCCAGCCCCAGCCCCCCGAGACUGCGGCACAAGCGCUCCAGCACCGCCAUCCGCGACCUCAAUGUGAUGCAGCGGGACCCUCCUGAGCCCGAUCUGUCAAAGCCGGAGCAGCACCGCAACCCAGCCCCCAGCCCGACUGCAGAUGAGAUGGCUGUACCGAAGAAGCGGCGGAAGAGCGGUCUGAAGAGUGUUUUUCGGAAGAUGUUUGGGCGGCGCGGGAAAGACGAGGUCAAGCGAGAGAGCGUUGCGAGGCAUGGGUAUCAUCGUAGCGACCCGGGCGUAUUGAGCGCUGUGCAGAAUCGCUCCAAAGAGAAUGCAAAUGCGAUCCGGGCGAGGAGUAAGAGCAGUCUUUCUGUUCGGGAUCAACGGAUUUCAGACCUCCCGGUGCGCGAGCUCAAACCGCUAAAUCCACUCGGAGCCCAUCUCCCCUUUCCUAUGAAUGUUAAUGCCCCUGAGGAAUCGAGCCCAUCACACGAUUAUCUGACGUUCGAGCAUCCAAUCCGCCAUCGCCGCCGAGCAACUUUACCCAGCGUCGUCCUCUCUAACAGCGAAAUCGCCGCCCUCUCGGCCAUCUGGAGCGCUACCGGCGCAAGAGUAAAGCCAAGCGAGGAUAGAGCACUGGACGAAGGCAUCCCAUCCCCAGAAAUCGGCAUCGCUCUCUCCAGCCCCACCCACGCAAAAAGGCGGUCGCGGAGCGCAGGCGCUCUGCGAGAACUGAGCACGCGGCAAGAUUCUAUCCCGCGGCGACGGAGCGCAGAGAUCAGGUACUGGCGGACGAGUGGUAUGGAUGGUUCUGUCAGCGUGUACAGCACUGCGACCCCACGACCUACGACAGGCGACGACACGACCCACACUGGAAAUCCGGCCGUUGAAGAGAUAGAAAAAGGGCCUUCACUUUCCCUACCACCAGAAACGAAUUUACCAGGAGCAGCGUUAGUAGACCAUCAUAACGAAACCUUAAACGACCCUUUCAACCUCUCCGACCCUGUCCCAUUUGAAGUCAAUUUCGGGGCCUUCAAAUCGUCCUUCUCUGAAUCUCAAGGCGAAGACGAAGAGAAAGAUAUGACCGUUGAAUCUCCAGCCCCCUCACUCGCGCCCCUGAAACUAGAAGACCGCGUCCAACGCCUCGAGAGCGGUAUGCUCGUCCUCGAGCAAUCGCUGCACCGCCUAACAGGCCGUUCGCACCGCCAAACCAUAAUCCUAGAAAACGCGCCAAAGGGGCGCCGCGCUAACAGCGCAUCCACGGUCCGCGACGACGCAGAUUCGCGACCUCCAUCUAUGAAAUCGCUGAAAUCGAAACCACAGUCCCGUAAAUCGAGCGGGAAGAGCAGCACAGAAGCGUUGGCCCUGAAGGAGGAUGACGAUGAGCUGCCGGCGGGCGCGACGUUUCUUACCAGCCCGAGCUCGACGCACUCGAUGCGGACCACCUCCGCUCCUUUGCCCUUCCACUCACAAGCUGGUCCUCAAUCCAGUACUACCCAACCCUCCGCAGCCGACCAAAUCGCAGCCGUCAGCACGAUAUUGCGGCACGAGCGCGCCGCCCGCAAGGCUCUCGAACAGACGGUCUUAACGCUGCAGCGCGAGGUCGCCGAACUACGCGCUAUGCUCCAGCAAACGCGCAUCGCGUACCCGACGCCGAGUCCAGACGGUAUUCUUGGCACGCACGAGACGGAACAUGUUCUUACGCCGCGUGCGCAUUGGAGGGAUACGAUACGAGAUGAGCGGGAACUAGGGAAAGAGAGGGUGAUGUCGCGCUUCAGUCGGAGCGAGAGCGAAGGCGGCGAGGAAGGGGAUGAUGAGGACGAGGAGAUGGGCGUGAGUACGGCGGGGAGCGAGGUGACGAGUCCGGAUGUCUGGGCGACGCCGAAGGAGGAGGGGAGUAAGGAAUUUUUUGGGCGGCCGGGGGUGGUGAGGAGGGAUACGGGGGAGAAUGAGAUGUUCUGAGAGAGACUUUUCCAAAAGAAAAAAGAGGAGCUCGGGGCACAUGGCACGUUCUGGUUGUGGGAUCGGAUAGGGAUCGAUUGUUGGCUGCGAAAAUAGGGUUGAGUUG
Molecule: messenger RNA, 2593 nt
Organism: Mytilinidion resinicola
Lineage: Eukaryota; Fungi; Ascomycota; Dothideomycetes; Mytilinidiales; Mytilinidiaceae
Exons: 2
Coding region: 232-2487 (751 amino acids)
Source: RefSeq, a predicted model, not a curated record